Messenger RNA from Rangifer tarandus platyrhynchus (Svalbard reindeer), 330 nucleotides. The record is from the annotation of a GenBank genome assembly. NCBI's taxonomy places the organism in Eukaryota, Metazoa, Chordata, Mammalia, Artiodactyla, Cervidae.
AUGUUUUUAGGUACUAGAGUUAAACUUGUUUUUCCCCUGCCCCCGCUUUGUCUUUUUUCCUUUGAAGGGAAAGAGCUAGAUUGGCUGGGGAUGUGGCAUCAAGAGCCAAUCUUCCCUAUGUGUCUAACCACAGCUCCAUCAGGCAGCUUUAAUCUGGGGCUCACACAUCCCGUGGGAGACCUAUAUGGAGCAUUAACCUAUGUCCAAAGGAGACAGCAGGAAGAGGCUGCUGUCUGGAAAGAUGACUUUCUUUGUGCCAUGCUUGCUUUUUCACCUAGCCCUGUUCCCCACCCCUUCCCCCCCAAAAAAUUAAGCUUUAAAGGAAUGUAG